Trypanosoma theileri is the source of this 1041-nucleotide messenger RNA. Its product is annotated as nuclear protein Tc22. The record is from RefSeq and is a predicted model, not a curated record. The coding region runs from base 1 to 1041 and encodes 346 amino acids. The transcript has a single exon. Gene Ontology annotation, molecular function: protein binding. Lineage: Eukaryota; Euglenozoa; Kinetoplastea; Trypanosomatida; Trypanosomatidae.
AUGGUUCAAGGUGGUGUGGUGGAGGUUCCUCCCGAUUACGUUCCGCUGGAACAUGUGCGGCGGGCCAUGAAGAAUGCGGACUGCCGUACUCCCGUUAUUUUAUUUUACGAGGACGGUGAUCCUUUCCUAUCAUUAUGUAAAAUUGCAAAAGAGACCCAAUCUGCUGUUUGGCAUUUUGAUCUCGCCGUUAUGAGAAGUGUUCAAAAUGCCAUGGAUUACAUUGAUGUGGGUACUAAAAAUGGUGAUUGGGUUUUUAUUACCCAUUGUGAACAGGUGGAACAACAUCUAUUUCGAGAUAUAGCACUUAUGGUUUUUCUUCUUAAACCAGAACCGAAAAAAUAUCCUCGACGAGAAUUUUUUCGGUGUAUAUUUUGUGUUGAUCGGGCGUUUGAUGUGGAAGUAAAUGUGGGAGCACCAUUUCCCCCUCUUAUAAUAAAGAAUUCCAUUAUUGCUCGUAAAAUAGACGAGAAUGCCGCUAAAUGGUCUCUUAAACUCCCUUCUGAAGCGAAGUAUCGAGAAAUUGAGGAGCUAAAGCGUGAAAGACGUCGUGCACAGGGUCGGGAUAGUGACAGUGAAACGGACCUGGAUGAGGAUGAGAAAUUAUCUGGUAAAUGGUUUCAUCGCUCUGUGGAACUAAACAAAGCAGCUGAUGACUCUCCAUUAACUAUGGCUGAAGAAGAAAUGGAAAUUGCCCUUGAUACCGAAGAUGUGGAAACCAUCACGGAACUUGUUACAAGUGGAAAAAUUGAUUUAUCUAAAGAAAUUAAAUGUGGAAUGACACCACUUCAGUAUGCCUGUUCAGUUGAAAAGGUAAAGUCUGCUAUUUGUUUACUUGAAUGUGGGGCAGAUCCGAAUGAACCUCGAAAAAGUGAUGGUCGUCCACCAAUGUUUAUGGCCCUUGAGGAUACAACCCUUGUGAAGGCAUUGGUGGAUCACGGGGCCGACUUGUUCGCAAGAUUUCAAGGCUACCGUGUGGACAGUCAUCCAGAUACCUCACCUCAGGUCGCAGCGAUGACAAGGAAAAUGAGACAAGCGAUGUAA